Thalassophryne amazonica is the source of this 864-nucleotide messenger RNA. Its product is annotated as secretory carrier-associated membrane protein 5-like. The transcript is spliced from 7 exons. Gene Ontology annotation, biological process: protein transport. The coding region runs from base 70 to 741 and encodes 223 amino acids. Lineage: Eukaryota; Metazoa; Chordata; Actinopteri; Batrachoidiformes; Batrachoididae. Gene Ontology annotation, cellular component: trans-Golgi network membrane; recycling endosome membrane. The record is from RefSeq and is a predicted model, not a curated record.
AGCGGCUGCUCUCUGCAGGAGGAUUAGGAGAGUGAAGACGUAAUAAAUCUAAACAAAUCUUCUGUCCAUAUGUCUGAGCCUAACUUCCCUCCACUGCCUGGAUUUAUUCCACUCAAGCCAUGUUUCUAUCAAGACUUUGAUGAAAUCCCCGAACAGCACCGCAGCAUGUGCAAGAAAAUGUACAACCUGUGGAUGUUGAAUGGAGCUACACUUGCAGUAAACCUGGUUGGCUGCUUUGCUUGGAUGUUUGGAGGAGGAGGAGUGACUAACUUUGGAUUGGCUAUCAUCUGGCUCAUCAUGUUCACCCCCUGCUCUUACGUCUGCUGGUUCAGGCCCAUCUACAAAGCCUUCAAGAGUGACAGCUCCUUCAACUUCAUGGUCUUCUUUUUUGUGUUCAUGGCCCAAGUUGGCAUCAGUGUGAUUCAAAGCAUUGGUAUUCCUGGAUGGGGUGUAUGUGGGUGGUUGGCCACCGUCUCAUUCUUCAGUUACAAUAUUUUGAUUGCGCUCAUCAUGCUGGUCCCGACGAUCAUGUUCACUGCUGUGGCCUCACUGUCCUUUGUUGCUCUCACUAAGAUACAUAACUUUUACCGUGGGAGCAGUGGCAGCAUGUCUAAAGCCCAGGAGGAGUGGGCUACAGGAGCUUGGAAGAACCCUCAUGUCCAGGCGGCUGCCCAGCAGGCUGCCAUGGGGGCUGUGCAGGAACAGUACUCCAGCUCCCAGUUUAACCAAAACCAGAUGUAGAGUCAUCCGAACACAAAUAACAAGCCACAUCAUGCCAAAGAUCCACCAACGGGCUCAGAAAGAUCUGAAAAUGUUCAGUGUAUGAUACCUAUUAAAGGUCAUUCUAGAAAAGGUUAAUGUCAG